AUGUUACAUAGCCGUUUUCACCAUCAUGUCUUGCGGGACUGGAAUUCAUCCAAUACUGAUAUUACACCGAGUAAUCUAAUUUAUCCAAUUUUUGUUAGUGAUGAUCCAGAAUGCAACGAAGAGAUUACAAGCUUACCAGAGCAGAGAAGAUUUGGCGUCAAUAAAAUAGACCAUGUCUUAAAUGACAUAGUGGCACAAGGAUUACAAUCUGUAAUAGUUUUCGGUAUCUUGUCAAGGAACGAAUCCAAGGAUGCUCUUGGCACAAAUGCUGAUUCCUCACUAUCUCCAACGAUUCAGGCAAUUAAGAAAUUGCGGGAGUUGUAUCCCAACCUGUUAAUUAUAUGCGAUGUGUGCUUGUGUCCAUUCACUGAUCAUGGACACUGCGGAAUACUGGAUAAAGAUGGGUAUAUCAAAAACGAAGCAAGUAUUCAACGAUUAGCAAAAAUUGCUUGCAGUUACGCCAAGGCCGGAUGUCAUGUAGUUGCUCCUUCAGAUAUGAUGGAUGGGAGGGUUAAUGCUAUCAAAGAAUCAUUAAUAAAGCAAGGCUUUGGUAACAGAGUGUCGGUCUUAAGUUACAGUGCAAAAUUCGCAUCUUGCUUCUAUGGGCCAUUUCGGGAUGCUGCAAAUUCAGCACCUGCCUUCGGGGACAGACGUAGAUAUCAGCUCCCUAUGGGUUCGAGAAGUCUAGCAUUAAGGGCGAUUAACCGUGAUAUUGAUGAAGGAGCCGAUAUUGUGAUGGUGAAACCUGGCAUGCCGUACUUGGAUAUUGUAAGAGAUACGAAAGAUAAGCAUCCAGAUAUCCCCGUAGCCGUUUAUCAGGUUUCCGGAGAAUAUGCCAUGCUAUAUUACGCUAGUAAAGAAGGUGCUUUUACUUUACAAUCAGUUGUUAUGGAAUCUUUAAGGAGCAUGCGCCGAGCAGGUGCAGAUAUUAUUAUCACAUAUUUUGUACCAAAGGUUCUUGCCUGGCUUCGGGAACCUAUAACGGGUGCAAGUCCUGCCGAACAUGAACAAUAA
Molecule: messenger RNA, 1014 nt
Organism: Trichoplax adhaerens
Lineage: Eukaryota; Metazoa; Placozoa; Uniplacotomia; Trichoplacea; Trichoplacidae
Exons: 12
Coding region: 1-1014 (337 amino acids)
Biological process (GO): heme biosynthetic process
Cellular component (GO): cytosol
Molecular function (GO): porphobilinogen synthase activity; zinc ion binding
Source: RefSeq, a predicted model, not a curated record